CGUGUGGCUGCGGCUUUGUUGUUUUCUAUCUACUGCGAGUACGGAGUGGUCUUUGUGCGCAUUUUCGAGUAACGUAAAUGUCGUAAAUUACUUAUAUUUUACUUAAUUACGCACAUAAUUGAUCACGAGGACGAGUCUUCUAGACCUGCAGUUCCAUUGGACAGUUCAAUUAUUGUUUAUGUAAUUAUUUCGGCGCGUCGAUGAGAUCAGUAGAAUUUUAAAGGUUAUAUGGUAAUCAUACUGAAGAAAUAAAUGAUUUUCUUCUGGUAAAAAAAUAGAAACUAAUAUGGAUUUAAAUUCAUUGGAAGAUCCUCACAAUUCUACUUGUUACAUAAGUAGUCAAUUAAAUGUUAACAAUAGCACAAAUGAUAUAAAAGUUGACAAAUUAAAUGAAUCACCUUCAACUGAAGUACAAGAACAAAGCAAAACUGAACAAUUUAAAAUUGUUGAAAUAUCUGAACAUCUGMCAGUGGAGCAAAUUAUUGCAACUGCUUCCAUUAUAAAUGCAGCAUCCAAAAUAAAUGAAAAAACUGUAGAUCCUCACAACAUAAGUAGUUCAUUGGAUAACAAAAGUAGUAAAAGUGGUGUAGGAGUUACCAGAUUAAAUGAAUCUUCUUUAACUAAAGUACAAGCACAAAAAAAAACUGAAAAUGUUAAUAUUGUUGAAAUAUCUAAACAACAAAUGCCAAUAAAGCAUGUUAUUCCAACUGCUUCCAUUAUAAAUGUCGCACCUAAAAUAAAUGAAAAAACUGUAGAUCCUCAAAACAUAAGUAUUUCAUUUAAUAAUAACAGUAGCACAAGUGGUAAAGAAGUUACCAAAUUAAAUGAAUCUACUUUAACUAAAGUUCAAGAACAAAAAAUAACUGAAAAUGUUAAAAUUGUUGAAAUAUCUAGACAACACRUGCCAAUAAAGCAUGUUAUUCCAACUGCUUCUAAAAUAAAUGAAAAAUACAUAAAUCCUCAAAACAUAAGUAUUUCAAUUGAUAACAACAGUAGUAAAAGUGGUAUAGGAGUUAUCAAAUUAAAUGAAUUUUCUUCAGCUAAAGUACAAGAACAAAAAAAAACUGAAAAUGUUAAAAUUGUUGAAGUAUCUAAACAACAAAUGCCAAUAAAGCAUGUUAUUCCAACUGCUUCCAUUAUAAAUGUCGCACCUAAAAUAAAUGAAAAAACUGUAGAUCCUCACAACAUAAGUAGUUCAUUGGAUAACAAAAGUAAUACAAGUGGUAUAGGAGUUACCAAAUUAAAUGAAUCUUCUUCAGCUAAGGUACAAGAACAAAAAAAAACUGAAAAUGUUAGAAUUGUUGAAAUAUCUAAACAACAACAGGUGCCAGUAAAGCAAAUUAUUGCAACUGCUUCUAUAAUAAAUUCACCUAAAGUAAAUGAAAAAAAUAUAGAUGCUCGAAACAAAAAUAGUUCAUUGAAUAACAGGAGUGGUAUAGAAUUAACUAAAUUAAAUGAAUUUACUUUAACUAAAGUACAAGAACAAAAGAAAACUGAUAAUGUUAAAAUUGUUGAUAAUAAUAAUGUUGAAAUAUCUAAACAACGGGGGGUGCCAUUAACAAAAAUGAUUGCAACUACUUUUCUUAUAAAUGCACCUAAGAAAAAUGAAAACAAUAUAGAUCCUCAUAAUUCCCAUCGUGACUUAGGCAGUUUAUUGAACAAUAACAAUAGUACUCAUGGUAUAGAAAUCACCAAAUUAAAUAAAUUGAAUUCAAAUAAUGUACAAGAGCAAAACAAAACGGUACAUUUUAAAACUGUUGAUAAAAAUGAUAUUAAAAUAUCUAACCAACAAAUGCCGUUAAAGAAAAUGAUUGCAACUACAUUCGUAUUAAACGCACCUAAAAAAAAUGAAAAUAAUGUAUAUUUAAGACCUAACAAUUUUCCUUUAAAUUUAGAAAAAAUCGCUGUUCCAAAAACAGUUCUUUCUAAUAUCAAAUUAAUUCCUCCAACUUCGUCUAGCCAAAUUCAAAAACCAUCAACAAUAUCUUUAAUGCCCGCAACUACACUCAUCAAUCCAAAAACUACAAUUAUUACAAGGUUACAACCCAAGUUAUAUCCUGGUGAAAUAACUAAUAAUAAAAAUGUUCCAACAUUGAAACCUGGGUUCAAAAUAAUAUCUUCAAAUGACCCAAAUUCUAAAAUGUUUAUACUUCCGCAAGGAGUUAAUUAUGUAAUAAAAACAUUAAAUAAAGAAGAAGUCAAAAACCAAUCAUUACCAARUUUUAGUUCUCCGCCAACUAUAUUAAAACCAGUAAAUUCUAUAAUACCAAUAACGGUUGCUGAAAAAUUUAAUACAAUCGAAAAACCAAAAACACAAAAUGAGAAUUCAAAAUUUGUUAUUCGCUGGAAAGAAUUUCAGAAUCAAAGAUACGAAGCUCUACCAAAUGAUGAAAACAUGACUAAUAAAGAUGUCAAACAUUUAUUCAAAUCAAACACACAUUUUGAAUUACUAUUUCCAUGUUCAUCAAAGGCAUUUGUUAGAAAUCAGAAAAGAAGACUUAAACCUCAUACAGAUACACCAAAGUCUAAAWUAAUUAAAAUCGCAGAUACUUCAGAAUCUUACCAUGUUCAACCAAAAAUAACAUUCAAAACAUCAGCAUUAAAUGAAAUUAAAAAUUCAAUGGAUUUUUGUGGUACUAGUGAAGAGAAAAAAUGUAUACCCCAUACUAUUACAAGUAAAGAUGUAAUUGAUAAUCAUACAAACGUGGCUAUUGAAAAUAAUAAGUCCAAAUUAAAUACUGGUGUCAUGAAAAAGUUUUGCCCUUCGUCUGGAUUUAUUCAAAUGUCAUCAACACCUGAAUCUUCAACACUCAAAACAUAUAGUCAAUCAAUAACUGUUAAAAAAUAUGGUAAUUUUUCUAAAAAUGAAUUAAGCACUGUAAGAUUGGUACCUUUAAGUGCAAUUAAUCAAACACAAACAAAAGGAGAUGGUAAACAAUUAUUUAUAAAAAUUUUGAAGAAUAAUGGUAGUACUCCCAAUGGUAAUAUUGCUAAAGUUUCUACUGAUAAAAUAAUGAAAGUAAUUCCCACCAAAGUUUAUGCGCCACAAAAUCCAAAGAUUAAUGUAGCAGCUAAAGAAAAUCUAAAGAAAAUUCCAUUGUCAAAACCAAAUACCAUGAAAAUUCCAUUGUCAAAACCAAUUACCAUGAAAAUACCACUGUCAAAACCAAAUACCGUCAAAUUUCUUUUGCCAAAAGAAAUUAAAAAAGAAGUUGAAGAUCCAGCUUAUAGUGAUAAACGUCCAUUUGCUUAUUGUCAAUAUGAAUAUUGUGGAAUACUAAUAAAUGAAGCUGAAAUGAUAGACAAUUUGUAUUGUAGCUUGGUAUGUAAAAAGUUAGAUACCAAACUAAAGUUAGCUACAGAAAAGCCUGUUACCAUACCAGAACCACCAGAAGAAACACAAAAAAAACCAGUAAUUGAUCGAAAAAUGCUCUUAGCUAAAUUAAAAAGUAGAAUUAAUAAAAGAAAGCAAAGUUUACCAUCAUUCCAAAAAGAAAAUGAAGCUCAUCAAACCGAUUUAAAUAAAAAUGACAAGCUUGAUAAUGAGACCUGCCAGAUGCCAGCACCAAUACCAAUAACUGUAAAACAAUCUUUUGAAAAAUCACAAAAUAAAAGAAAAUCUUCAAGAUCAAAUGAAUCUACAUCAAUUGGUAAAUUAGAAAAUGCAAAAAUAUUGAGCUAUUUGGAACAUACUGAUUACAUACCUGCUCCAAAAAAAUUGUUUGAUAAUCCUUUUCCAUAUGAAUGUAAUCCUUUUAAAGUUGGACAAAGAUUAGAAGGUAUCGACCCAGAACAUGAAGCAUUAUUUUGUGUAAUGACUGUAGUAGAAGUUGUUGGAUAUCGUAUUAAGCUACAUUUUGAUGGCUACUCGGAUAUACAUGAUUUUUGGACAAAUGCAAAUUGUCCCGAUUUGUUUUAUCCUAGAUGGUGUGAACAAAACUCUCGCAUUUUACAACCACCUAAAAAUUACAAACUUCAAUUCAAUUGGACCGAUUACCUUAGAAUGCCCGGUGUUAUGCCUGCUCCAAAAUGGAAUUUUCCAAGUGCAAUAUAUAUUGUUAAUCGUAAUAUAGAACACUUAUUUCGUGUUGGGGCUAAAUUAGAAGCUUUAGAUAAAUUAACCCGUACACUACCAAAACAGCUUAUAUGUGUUGCUACUGUUGCUGAUAUAUUGGGAAAUCGUAUACGUAUUCAUUUUGAUGGUUGGACAGAUGAUUUUGAUUAUUGGGUGGAUAUCACAUCAACUAAUAUACAUCCAGUUGGAUGGUGUGACAAAAAUGGUCGAACUUUAUGCCCACCUAGUGGUUACGAUAAUUGUAAAGGGAAAAAACCUUUUUCUUGGCCUGUGUACUUACAAGAAACUAAUAGUGAACCUGUGCCAGAAGAUGCAUUUGUUCGUAGACCAUUACGAGAAUUUACCAAUAGCAUGGCAAUUGAAGUAGUUGAUAUUGCUAAUCCUUCAUUAAUAAGAAUUGCUAAAGUAGUAGAUGUUAAAGGAGAUGAACUUAAAAUACUUUAUGAUGGAUUUGAUUCCAUCUAUGCAUACUGGAUUGAAGACGAUAGUCCAAAUAUUCAUCCACUUGGAUGGUGUUUAAAAACUAACCAUCCAAUUGAAUUAUUUAAAGUAAACGCAAUACUUUGGAGUUGCAGAGUUCCUGGUUGUAAUGGUAAAGGCAAUACAAAUAGUUCCAAAACUACUCAUGUAUUUGCCAAAGAUUGUCCAUAUGAAUUUGAGUCUUGGAAAAAAUCAAUCUCUGGGUUGACAGAUAUUCCUGAUAGAUUAAAACCUGUUGAAAUUCCAAUUUCAGUUGCUAGUUGUUCAAAAUCUGCAAGUAUUGCACCUCAAGAGAAUAAGAAAAAACAAAAAUCUAAGUUAAAUAAAACAAAAAGUUAUAACAUAAACAAACCUAAAAAAAGAACCAAUAACAAGUUGAAAAAUAAUUUUAAAAAGAAGAUACCAAGUGGUCGUUCUAAAACUGUUUAUUCAAGAGCUGUUGAGGCAAAGAAUGAAUUAGAAAAUAUUAAGGGCGUUAAUGAUUAUACGAGCUAUGGUUAUGGCUCUUUUAAACUCCCAAGACUUAAUGUAUGGAACAGGCAUUAUGUUCUUCGAGGUAUACCAAUAUUUAGUAUUUCUGAUGUGAGAAAAUGGACUGUCAAAGAAGUAGCUACUUUUGUUGAAAGAGUAGUAUCUAAUAAUUACACAGACGAUAAUCCCUCUGAACGAAUAARACUUUCUAAACCUUUUCUAAAUCAGGAGAUUGAUGGUGAGGUAUUUUUAAUGUUAACUCAAAAAGAUUUGACAAGUAUAUUAAACAUUCCUCUUGGACCAGCAUUAAAAUUGCACAACGCCAUUGUAGUGUUAAGACAAAAAAUUUCUGCAUUUGAUGUUGCAAAUGGACUGUUGUAAACCAAAAAAUAAGUUGUACUAAUUUUAUUUCAUUUCUCAUUUUGUAUUUUAUUACUUUUUUAAUUUAAAAAUGUUUAGUAUUGCGCAUUUUAAUUUUAAAAUGUUAAGCAUUGUAUUGUAUUGUGCAUUUUAAUUUGAUACCUUUUUCUUUUUAAGAGUUUAUGUGUUCCUCACGGUUAAUAAUAGUAACUAUAGUAUUUUUAUGUUGUAUAAAAUAUGUAUAUGAAUAUUACAAAAUAAAAACUUWAGUAAA
Molecule: messenger RNA, 5660 nt
Organism: Diuraphis noxia (Russian wheat aphid)
Lineage: Eukaryota; Metazoa; Arthropoda; Insecta; Hemiptera; Aphididae
Biological process (GO): negative regulation of DNA-templated transcription
Cellular component (GO): nucleus
Molecular function (GO): zinc ion binding; chromatin binding; histone binding
Source: RefSeq, a predicted model, not a curated record